Molecule: messenger RNA, 1287 nt
Organism: Penicillium verhagenii
Lineage: Eukaryota; Fungi; Ascomycota; Eurotiomycetes; Eurotiales; Aspergillaceae
Product: putative cysteine synthase
Exons: 4
Coding region: 1-1287 (428 amino acids)
Cellular component (GO): cytoplasm
Molecular function (GO): cysteine synthase activity
Source: RefSeq, a predicted model, not a curated record
AUGCCAGAGCGCUCUGCUGUGUAUAUCGGCACAGCAUUCGUCGCUGGUGUCUGCCUGACCAUCGUAUGCAAAGACAUACUUGAUUCUCGUCGGCGCGAGAAACCAGAAACUGCAACAGCACGAUCAGAUGAGCUUGUUGCUCGUCCAGGACCUCCCGCCAUAGUAGAAGGUAUCGAAGGAUGUAUUGGGAACACACCUCUUUUCCGGAUCAAAUCCCUGUCGGAUGCGACGGGAUGUGAAAUCUUGGCUAAGGCGGAAUUCUUGAAUGGUGCUGGGCAAAGCUCAAAAGACCGGGUUGCAUUAAGUAUGAUUGAAUUGGCAGAAGAACAGGGUAUCUUAACACCUUAUUCCGGCGACACAAUCUAUGAAGGAACAUCAGGGUCAACCGGUAUCUCAUUAGCAUCUCUAGCCCGAGCCAAGGGAUACCUAGCGCACAUCUGCAUGCCCUCAGACCAGGCAAUCGAAAAGUCAAAUCUGCUAUUGAAGCUAGGCGCAAUCGUCGACCGCGUGCCCCCAGCACCGAUCGUCGAAAAAGAAAACUUCGUCAACCGCGCCAGAGCACUAGCAACAGCCCACACGGCCUCAGCCACCGUGCCCAUCUCCGACACAGAGGGCGAGCAGGUCGAACCAUCAGAACGCAUGGCGCGCGGGCGCGGCUUCUUCGCAGACCAGUUCGAGAACGAAGCGAACUGGCGCGCCCACUACGGCGGCAGUGGACCCGAGAUCUACGCGCAGUGCAACGGGCGGAUCGACGCCUUUGUAGCGGGCGCCGGAACAGGCGGGACUAUCUCUGGCGUGGCGCGGUACCUGAAGCCGCUUUUGCCGAAUAUCACGGUUGUGUUGGCCGAUCCGCAGGGGAGCGGGCUGUACAAUCGGGUGCGGUAUGGGGUGAUGUUUGACGUGAAGGAGCGGGAGGGGACCCGUCGACGACGUCAGGUGGAUACGAUUGUUGAGGGUAUUGGGAUUAAUCGGGUUACUGCCAACUUUGAGGUUGGCAAGGAGCUUGUUGAUGAUGCGGUUCGGGUGACGGAUGCGCAGGCGCUGGCGAUGGCUAGGUGGCUUGUUGAGAAAGAUGGGAUUUUUAUCGGGAGCAGCAGUGCUGUUAAUUGCUUUGCGGCUGUGAAGACGGCGCAGAAGAUGGGGCCUGGUCAUCGCAUUGUCACUAUGCUGUCGGAUUCGGGGUCACGGCAUCUAUCUCGAUUCUGGGCUAAGGCUGGUGAUGUUGGUGGAGCUGUUGAUACGACACUGGCUGAUGUUUUGAAUGCACGGGAUGAAGAUUUUCAAUAA